ACAUUGACGUGCGGCAUAGCGCUCCAGUCGCUCCGUGCGUGACCUGUCGAGACUUCAACUGUUCUCGUUUCGUCACAAGAGAAUUUCAGGAGUGAAACAGUUGCUUAAUACUGUCCAUUUGCUGCAGGCGCAGGGUGUACGCAAACUUUAGCGAUAUGGAAUCUAUGCCACCCGAUGCUUUCGAUUCUCAUCCGACAAGCCCAUAUGCGGGACAAUUACACGGUGCAGGGAACCCCGACUUAGAGAGUAUAAACGGAGCUGCGGCUACUGCGGUACCGUUCGUGAAGGUUGAUGAUCCACCUAAGUUUGAAUUGGAGUCUUACAUUGCAAAUUAUACGGGCCGAACCAAGUUCAAUCGCCUGUUUCUAAUAGGCACGUGCUCCACAUAUCUCUCCAACGAGGCACUGAAGGCUGCGAUUAUCGAAGCCAAAUCAAGCAAAGAUGUUUCCCGAUACGAACGCACAGUCCGUGCACUCGCCGACAUUGCGCCAUAUGAGCCUGAAGCUACACUAGACAAGGAGUGGGUAGAUCGUACACGGAAGGUCGUCAAGGCGGAGACCGAUCGGUUAGAGCAUGAACUGAGAGGGUAUAAGAACAACCUUAUUAAAGAGAGUAUAAGAAUGGGCAACGAAGACCUCGGACAGCACUACCAUCAAAUUGGUGACUUAGUGUCAGCUUCGAAGGCUUACUCUCGCAUGAGAGAUUACUGUACGACUCCGAGCCAUAUCGCCUCAAUGUUGUUCAAAAUCAUAAAUGUAGCCAUCGAGCGUGGGGAUUGGCUGAGUGUCCAGUCUCAUGUGCAAAGGCUACGCAACCUACAAUCUAAACAAGAGGAACAGGCUAAGAACCAGCCGAAGAUGUCAGCUGCGAUGGGUUUGUCCCAGUUGCACUCUGGCGCGUAUCUAGACGCUGCCAAUAGUUUCUUGAGCACAGACCCGACUCUAGGUGACUCGUACAACGAAGUGCUCACGUCUAACGAUGUUGCCGUUUAUGGUGGACUUUGCGCGCUUGCAUCCAUGGAUCGCAAUGAGCUUCAGCGGCGUGUACUAGACAAUAGUUCAUUCCGCAAUUUCCUCGAGCUGGAACCCCAUAUCCGCCGGGCGAUCUCUUUCUUCUGCAACUCCAAAUUCCGGCCAUGUCUGGAUAUCCUGGAAUCCUACCAAACCGAUUACCUUUUAGACGUCCAUUUGCAACGUCAUGUCAGCACACUCUUCACUCGCAUUCGAACUAAGUCCAUCCAGCAGUAUCUGGUUCCUUUCAGCCGUGUUACCCUCGACUCUAUGUCCAAGAUCUUCGCUCCUGCAGCUACCAGCGAGCCGGCUCAGCCUAUCCACUCGAAGUCUCCGUUUGUACAAGAGUUGAUCGGUCUCAUUCAAGACGGAACGCUGGACUCUCGGAUCGACCUGGAAAAGAUGGUCCUGGUAUCCAAUCAGACCGACCAACGGACAGAAGUGCAGGAAGCCGUGCUGGAGAGUUUAUCCAGUUAUAUUGAUGAGGCACAUAUAAGAUUACUGCGGACUAAUAUCAUCCGUGCAGGACUGGAAGUCCGCCCAUUAAGCGAUGAGCAGCGCAAACAGGGGCACGGGCCGAAGCAUUCACGACCGCCAACGGGGAUGUUCCAAUGAACUAAGAAGUGAGGGAGGGUAUUACGGAGAUAGCCAGCUAUGAACUGAAUUAUGACUAGAGGCACGGUAGAAAAUCAAAUAGUUUACGAAUCAUUGUGUUCUUUCCGGAUGAAAAUGCCUUCCGUGCAACUGGUCAACUGAGUU
Aspergillus pseudotamarii is the source of this 1769-nucleotide messenger RNA. Its product is annotated as COP9 signalosome complex subunit 1. Gene Ontology annotation, cellular component: COP9 signalosome. Lineage: Eukaryota; Fungi; Ascomycota; Eurotiomycetes; Eurotiales; Aspergillaceae. The record is from RefSeq and is a predicted model, not a curated record. Bases 156 to 1625 code for a protein of 489 amino acids. The transcript has 4 exons.